CCUGAUAAAAUCACAGAUGAUCCUGAUAAAAUCACAGAUGCUCCUGAUGAAAACAUUAAUGAAAUUGAUGAAGUGGAUGUGUAUUUGAUAAAAACUGAUGAUGUGAAAGUGGAUAAUGAAAGCCUAGAGGAUUCUGAUAAAAGCUCAUAUGGUGAUGCUUAUGACAACCUGGAGGAUUUUUAUAUAUAUAUGGCAUACAAAGAAAUGAAGGAUGAACUGGACAUGUUUGUGUCUGAGUUUCCCAGUAUAAAACAGGAGGCAGAAAAUUAUAUCCAACACCUUUACUCCAAGGCAGACAGAUUUGACAAGAUCCACAACAACUGUUCGAUCAUCAUUUUUUUGGUCUGUUGCAUUGGGGCAUUCUCCAGCAUCAUGACUGUACUUGGGAUUACAUUAUCACCUGUAUCUCGAGAAAUAAGCACGGUCGUCUCUUUUACUGGGAUGGGGAUAGCAGCAGCAGUCACUGCCCUUGGUAUUUUUGCAGGCAUCAUUGAUUAUUGGGCUGACUUACAAGAGAGGGAAUUUUUCAGUGAAGUUGAGGAAAAUAUAAAUGUUGAUGUCCCUGAGGAAGAUAUCCCUGAGGAAGUACCUAACCUCUUUUCUAGAUUGGUGAAAUAUAGUAAUAUCUCCAAAGAACUUGAAAAUCGCUGCAAUGUGUUCCUGGUAGGCAGAACCAAUUCAUCCUUCAUAGAAGUUCCCCACAACCUUAUGACAGGUGCACAUAUCUCCAGCAUAAACAACAAGAAAAUCAGUCAGGCUGUUCAGGGCAAAACAUUGUCCUUGACCAAAGGAGCUAAGAUAAUGGGUGCAACAUUGUCAGGAGCUUUUAUUCAGGUGUCAUGUCGGGCAAAUGCUGCAAUAACAGAGAAACUGAGGGACUAUGCUCAGGCUCUGGAAAAGAAACUCCAGCCACUCUCCAACUUAUUUGAGAAACUGAAGAAAUUCAAGAGUCAGUAG
Molecule: messenger RNA, 957 nt
Organism: Gracilinanus agilis (Agile Gracile Mouse Opossum)
Lineage: Eukaryota; Metazoa; Chordata; Mammalia; Didelphimorphia; Didelphidae
Product: apolipoprotein L3-like
Exons: 2
Biological process (GO): lipid transport; lipoprotein metabolic process
Cellular component (GO): extracellular region; membrane
Molecular function (GO): lipid binding
Source: RefSeq, a predicted model, not a curated record